UAACUGCCGCUAGAAGCUUCCCGUAGCCCCAGAGUGCACUGGGAAUUCAACAUGGCGUCGUACAGUGAGUGGUUAAGUUACCUGCAGUCAGCGGAGAAAACUGCGCUCGUCCAGGACGGGAAGAAAAAGGUCCAUUUUAAGUUUGCGGAUGGCAAGGAGAUGGCAGAGGAAUAUGAUGUGAAGACCAAUGAUCUCUUGUUGAGAAAAUGGAGGAAAAAGGGAACAUUGGGAGGCGCGGGUACCUGGGAGAUAGAGGUCGGUGACCCCCAGGUGUUCCGGCCUGUUGCCAUGGAGACACAGGGAAUGGUGGAAAGUAGCAGUAACCCCAUUUUUACAAGAAGAGAUACCAAAAAAGCGUUUAUGUGGAGAAUCCGCAACCUUCCCUACCCAAUAGAAACUUAUAACGUCACAGUUGACACAGACAACAGAUGUGUCAUUGUUAGAACAACCAACAAAAAAUACUACAAGAAGUUCACUAUUCCUGACAUGGACAGGGCAGGUCUUCCUUUGGAGCAGAGGGCUGUUAACUAUGCACAUGCUAACAACACACUGGUCAUCACGUACGAGAAGCCGGCAGGUGUGCUGGAGAUGGAGAGACAGGUGCUGCAGGAGCUCAAGAAGCUGAAGGCCUCCAGGGACGGUGAUGUCGAAUGUAACCCCAGCUGAGACAUUUUUUUUGGGGGGUGGGGAUUGAAACACAAUUAUUGUUAACUAUCAGGAAAUUUGCUGAUAAAAAGUCUGCUAUGAACCUUCACAAUUCUAUUAGAAUCUGACGCCAGCAGUCCAGGCUUAUAAACUUGUGAAAGAGAAGUAAUUGUAGAUUACAUUCCUAGCAAUGGUGGUGUUUUUUUAGAAUGGUGUUGCUAUAUAUAUAUGCAUGAUGUACUGCUGCACAGCAUGUACAGUACCGGUAUUAUUAUUUCUCGUAGCUUGGAUGAUUGACUGUCCUGAAGAAAGGGUUAAUGUUUGAUUUGAAGUGUUGUUGUAUAGGUAUUACUAGUACAUGUAUAUUUUUCACUUGUGUAUGUUCAAAUAAUGUACUAGCUAGAAUUGUAUAUUCCUUGCACUGUUAGAUGAGAUUUUUCAGGCAGAAAUAAACUGCAUUUGUAAAAAUAUUUAGGCAAAAAAUAUUGACAAUGGAUAUAACGUUACAUGUAUGUAGGUUAAU
Messenger RNA from Branchiostoma belcheri (Belcher's lancelet), 1168 nucleotides. Its product is annotated as protein DPCD-like. The record is from RefSeq and is a predicted model, not a curated record. Lineage: Eukaryota; Metazoa; Chordata; Leptocardii; Amphioxiformes; Branchiostomatidae. The transcript is spliced from 6 exons. The coding region runs from base 52 to 666 and encodes 204 amino acids.